AUGGGUGAAAACUCAGAUGGCAUCAAGAAGGCAGUUGCGAACAUGCCUAAAUAUUUGGUACAAAAAUCUCCAGAAAGGGCUGAUCCAAGGGCUUUAGCAGUCGAGUCAAUUAUUGAAAUUGUUAAGGCCUUGGAUUCUGAGCAUCAGGUAAAAUUUGCUGAUUAUGUGGUGAAGAUGAGCCAAGGGAAGGGGCAGUUGAGGCUUUUAUCAGUGGAUUUAAUACCCGUUUUAAUUAUGUCGGUUAAGGGUCCUUUCGGGUUCGACUCAGCUGAGGGUGAAGGGGACUCAUGGGGUCAGAGGCUAUUGGAAACACUUAUUCAGCGUUGUUCUGAUUUGACGGCUGCUAUUAGAGCAAGAGCCUUGGCAACUUUAGCCCAGGUGGUUGUGUUCUUGUUGGGAGAUGAUAAAAAUCGAGUAUUGUUGAAAGAGAUGAUGGGAUUUGGGCAUGAAAGGGUUGGUGGGGUUAACAAGAUUCUUAAGCUUAGAUGUAUGGAUGAGAAAGCGGCCGUUCCAAAGGCAGCUCUCGUACUCAUACCAAAAUUGGUUGCACUUUUAGGAGGCGAAGUUGAUGAGGAGCUGCUAAAGACAGUGGGCAUGGCUUGCUCGGAUCCACUUGUUAGCCUUAGGAAAGUCGCAAUAUUGGCCAUGUCCGAGGCCUUUAGGACAUACUCGAAACACUUUGUGACCAAGGAGUGGGUGCAUUCUAUCCCACGUUUAAUCAGUGAUAACGAAACCAGCAUCCAAGAAGAAUGCGAUAACCUUUUCCUUGAACUAGUUCUCGAUCGCAUAUCAAUAGCUGGAUCAGACUUUUUAGCUGAACGUGAUACUACCGCUCGUGAUACAAAAGGGGAAAAACAUAGCUCAAGUGUGGACGACUCUGAAUCCUUAUAUCCAGGAGUCUUAAUAUUGUUGAAAGAGGUCUGUGAUGCUGAGGUGUCACCUUGGAAGUGGACAGCACCACCGGGCACCUGGUUUCUCUUGUCAGAAGUAUCUUCGUUUCUCACCAAAUCAAUUGAAUGGGAAUUCUUGAAGCAUCAUUGGCAGCUUGUUGACAAGUUUAAGCCAGUUAGCGAGGUUCAAAGCCCUUAUGCACAGGGAUAUGAGGAUGAUGUGGAAAUGGUUAAUGUUGAGUCUAGUUCUGUUGACUGGGUGAAGGAUCGUGUUUACCUCUUACAGACGAUUUCAAAUGUUUCUAUGGAAUUAUCUUCAGAACCUGCUGCAGAUCUUGCACAAAAUUUUCUCAAACGACUUGAGAGGUUUAAUAUGCAUUCGACUGAGGUAUAUGAAUUUUGA
Striga hermonthica is the source of this 1293-nucleotide messenger RNA. Lineage: Eukaryota; Viridiplantae; Streptophyta; Magnoliopsida; Lamiales; Orobanchaceae. The record is from the annotation of a GenBank genome assembly.